Cuculus canorus (common cuckoo) is the source of this 9127-nucleotide messenger RNA. It is a transcript of the gene ADRA1A, whose product is annotated as adrenoceptor alpha 1A. Gene Ontology annotation, molecular function: alpha1-adrenergic receptor activity. Lineage: Eukaryota; Metazoa; Chordata; Aves; Cuculiformes; Cuculidae. Gene Ontology annotation, biological process: cell-cell signaling; regulation of cardiac muscle contraction; positive regulation of cytosolic calcium ion concentration. The transcript has 3 exons. Bases 1097 to 2491 code for a protein of 464 amino acids. Gene Ontology annotation, cellular component: membrane. The record is from RefSeq and is a predicted model, not a curated record.
GGGAAGAACAGAGCAUUACGGUAACAGCAAGGCUACCGCCUGCUACAUCAGCAGAGCAGGAAAGUUACUGCUGCUCCUUGGCAGCGUGGAGCUGAGCACUGCAACUGGGGAGGGAGCCCGUCAGGGAUGCUCGAGUCCAGCUCCUCACAAGCAUUGAGACACAAGGAAUCAGCACAACCCCGAGCUGUCAAACUACCAGUGGGGAAAUAACAGGAGAGAAGCAAUGGAUUUGUAGGCGUAGAGUCCCAGCCCUGCAUGAAAAGAGGAGCCUGCUGUGCUGUGCUGCGAAUCCCCUUUCCAGAUGGUCACAGGAGCUGCGCUGCCUUCUAGAGACUGAGGAGGGCGGUGAUGGUCUCCAAAGAGCACAACAGCAUCGUUGACACAACAAAUUUCACUCUUCCCUUCAGAGCAAGCCAGAAGCUGAUGUAAAUGAACUUUAAUUCGCAGUCCAGGAGCUCGAGUGACAACUGUUCCACAGCAUGGAGGAGCUUUGGUUGACAGUUCGGACCCUGAAGAUAGAUAGCGGCAGGUAUCUCAAAUGACAUUGCUGAGCAGACAGAGCAGCCGCUUCCACCUAUUCAGGCGUCUAAGUCAAUUGUGAAGCAGAAUCAGGACUCGCACAAGCUAAUUAAAACCAGUUAUUUCAUCGUGGGAGAAACCUACAUUUGAGACCCUCUGGAAUAUUUAUGCUACUUAAACACUGAAUCUUCACAACAAGGCAGAAAUUACUUUAACCUGCAAUUCCAGUAUUUCUCAUCACGUAAUCCUGGAAGGGAGGAUAAAUUGCCCUGGUUUUGCGUAGCCUCACUUCUGCACACCAAGAAAAAUGCAAAAGGAGUUCAAUUUGACUUGGAAAUGGGGGCUAUUAGCUGUGCCAUAAUUGUAAAAUCUUAGGGAGAAAGAUUUUCUAAUAUGUUGCCGGAUCCUUCUCGUUGUUCCCAGUGCUGCACUUCUAAGAUGUUCUUAAAAACCCUUUUCCCCAAAGCCAGGAAAACAUUGCCUUUAGGACCUUCUGAGAACUGAUCUCAUCCCUCUUUCUGCCUGAAAAGGGAGUAAAGUAAAAGAGCCUUGCAGUCAACAUUAUCAGCCACUCACCAUGGCUUUCCUCCCUGGAAACUCCUCCGACUGCUCCAACUGCACCCACUCUGUGGGGCCCGUGAACGUUUCAAAGGCCAUUUUACUUGGUGUUAUUCUAGGGGGGCUGAUAGUUUUUGGGGUUUUGGGUAAUAUUCUGGUUAUCCUCUCUGUCGCCUGCCACAGACAUCUUCAGAGCGUUACCCAUUACUAUAUAAUUAACCUGGCUGUUGCUGACCUCCUCUUGACUUCCACUGUCCUACCCUUCUCAGCCACUAUGGAGAUUUUGGGCUACUGGGCCUUUGGGAGAAUCUUCUGCAACAUCUGGGCAGCUGUUGAUGUCCUUUGCUGCACUGCUUCCAUUAUGAGCCUCUGCAUCAUCUCGAUAGACAGAUACAUCGGGGUGAGCUACCCACUGAGAUACCCAAGCAUAGUGACGGAGAAGAGAGGCCUCCUGGCGCUCCUCUGCGUUUGGGCAUUGUCUUUGGUGAUAUCCAUCGGACCUCUUUUUGGCUGGAAGGAACCAGCACCAGAAGAUGAGACCAUCUGUCAAAUCACCGAGGAGCCUGGCUACGUGUUGUUCUCCGCUCUUGGUUCCUUCUACCUCCCCCUGACUAUCAUCCUGGUGAUGUAUUGCCGAGUGUACGUAGUGGCCAAUAGGGAAAAUAAAGGUCUGACUUCUGGUCUGAAGACAGAGAGAUCUCAUUCCGAAGAAGUGACCCUACGAAUCCAUCGUAAAAAUGCUCCUGAAGCGAGCGGAUCAGCGUCCAACUCCAAGAACAAGCAUCAUUUCUCAGUGCGUCUCCUCAAGUUUUCCAGGGAGAAGAAAGCUGCCAAGACCCUGGGAAUAGUGGUGGGAUGCUUCGUUCUCUGCUGGCUUCCGUUUUUUGUAGUAAUGCCCCUUGGUUCUUUCUUUCCUGCAAUCAAACCCCCGGACACACUUUUUAAAAUAACAUUUUGGCUUGGAUAUUUAAACAGCUGCAUCAACCCCAUCAUCUACCCGUGCUCAAGUCAAGAGUUUAAGAAAGCGUUCCAAAACGUCCUGAGAGCGCAGUGCCUCCCAAGGAAGCAAGGAGCAAAGAAGAGAGCCCCAAGUUUCAACCUCAACCAUCCAGCCAGCCAAAACAUGGAGAGUCACAAAGGUGUGGUCCGUAUCCCUGUUGGCUCAGGAGAAACCUACUAUAAGAUUUCCAAGUCGGAUGGGGUCUGUGAAUGGAAGAUCUUCUCCACCGUGCAAAACAUGCCUGCAAAAAAUGCAGUUUCCAAAGACUGUACUGCUGCCAAAGUGAAAAGUAAAGGUUUCCUCCAGGAAUGCUGCUGUGCAGGCACUUCAGGGAACCUUGUCCAUGAAAACUGUAAAAUGCCAAGUGUUAAAAUCCACACCAUCUCUCUCAGUGAAAACGGGGAAGAUGUCUAAAGCACCGUGUGCCAAGCAGCACGUGCUGGCAAAUUCAUGGCUCUGCUAAUGGGAUGUUGCUCUAUUUAUUGGGAAGUAGAAGUAGGUGUUACAACAGUUGAAGGGAUCCGAGUGAAACAAAUAGUAUCUGCUGUAAAACAGGGCCAAAGCUUGUGAUGUCUUUGAGUGCUGGCAGCUCAAACAAAGCCCUUUAAAGACAAAGAAUGGCUUCACAGAUGGUGAGCACCCUACGGUCUUCCGAGAGACUGGCCUCUGCCUGACGUUUAAAGGCUUGAUUUGCCACUGUAUUUCCCUGAUUCAAAGCUCCAACUGUUCUAAUUUUGGUGCAAUGAAAGAGCAAACUAUGAAGACCUUGUGCUGAUUUCAGUGUCAAUACCAUCAGACAGCUCCACGUUCAGGCUAUAUUGUGGUUCAACCCCCCCACCCCUCUAAAAAAGCUAAACCUCAAUUUAAAAGCCAGGAGAGUGAGGUUGGGAGGCUCAGGUCUUGGGACAGUGUUUACAGAUCUCUGCUUACUUUUCAUUAAGAGACUGUGGACAAGAAUGCUUUCCUACCACAUCUUGCCUCUUUUGUUCACGUCCACGUCCUGGCUUGGUGAUGUGCACGAAUUGUUAAAGGCAAAAGGCAGCUCUCUGGACUUGCAUCUUCAUCGUUGGUCCUCACGCCUGGGCCGCACCAGGUGGGCAGCUGCUCUUCUGUAAAGCUCACAAAGCUGCUUGUUCUCAACCUGUCUGGAAAGGCAGCCACUUCAGCUCACGCAGCAGAGCAAAACCACUCUCUAGGCUCUUGCCCUGCUCGGAGUGGCUCUAAGUUUCCCUUUGUGCUGUGGAUCUCAGUAAACUCCAUUGCCAAAGGAAACUUGAUGGAAGCGGCUAUACUCCACCUGGCUCCAGAGACAUAUACAACCAGAUCUCCAAACAAAACCAAGGGAAACUUUGCAUGCACCCCAGGUUUGUUUGGAAGGUCUCUGUGCUUUGAUGUGGGUCUAAUAAAAUUCAAAGCUAGGUCAAUCAUGAUCAAAUAAGGCUCUAAGAGGACACUUUCACUCGAAACAGGUUGUCCAGAGCAGUGGUGGCUGCCCCAUCCCUGGAGGGGUUCAAGGCCAGGUUGGAUGGGGCUUGGAGCCCCUGAUCCAGUGGGAGGUAUUCCUGUUCAUGGCAGGGGUGGAACUGGAUGGGCUUUGAGGUCCCUUCCAACCCAAACCAUUCUAUGAUUCUAUGAUCCAUUUGUUUUCUUUGUUCUGAGUCCAGCAGGGACCUGCUUAAAGACUUGCUCAAUAAUUCCUUGCUCAGGUGCUUGCUGGUCAGAUCAGUGCCGCCAUCACCGGAAAAGCUGCAGGCAUUUUGCUGUCUCCCUGCCCAGUGUUAGACCACAUUCCUUAUCUGACUCCUUCAACACCAAGUGCCCUAAGCUUUCUAUGAGAUCUUGGGUAUCCUGGAGCCAGUAACUUUACCCUCAUUGUGAUUAGUGGGCGUUUAGCACAUUAAAUGACUUAAGGACACACGUCCCCACGAGAAAGGGCCAUCCUUUAAGAAUCAGGGAGAAAAAUCAUUUGGAAGCAGGUUAUAUUUUAAUAUAGCUAAUCCAAAUAAAUAAAUAAAUGAGCUGUUCAACAGCUGGAAGAAAUAGUGGGAGGAAUUCUCUGUACAAUAUUAGAAAUAAGCAGCUCUCGACAUAACUCCUCCUGAGCCUGCCAAACAAGAAUGCAGCUUCUCAAAACAACACACAAGACGUUACUCAUGUCUCAAUGUCAACUCCUGUGCUGAAAACCUACUGGCUUGAAAAGAGAAAGGGCUUAAGAUAAGGUUAACCUUUACAGGACGGGACCUUGAGAGGACACCUUGUUUUAUUGAUGAGGAGUCAUUGUUUAUUCACCCCUCAUCCAGUAUGAAGUCCCCAAUGUAAAGAGAAUUUCAGUCUUCUGUGUUCUCCCACAUGAAUGCUGUGUAAGAAAGCUACAGACUGUCCCAAACAGGUUAAAAUUGGAGGAGAAUUCAAAUCCAAUCCCUGGACCCAAGCCCUUAUAUAUUUCCAAAAUCAUGCAUUCAUGGAGAGCAGAUCUGUAGCACUAUCACAUUUUUUAGUUUCAUUAAAAAAACCACACCGCUCAAACCUUCACUUAGGGUUUUCAUUAAAGUCUAGAAUUUGAAACAAGAAGUGUUGAAAUACCAUAAAAAAAAUAUUCUCAUGGUACUUGAAGCCAAGACCAGAAGCAGAAAAGCUGGAAAUGUCAUAAGAAAGUCACAUGAGACUCGUGGCCAAGGUUUUGAGUCUCAUGGGUUCAAAUAUGUAGGGCAUUUAUUUCAACAAAACCUCAACUCUGAAACAUUUUGAAAAACACCAUUAAAUUGAGCGAGACCGGCAAGAUUUAAAAUCCUCACUGCACACACUCGUGGCCCAGCCCUAACUAUAUACAUAUUUUAUAACUUGAACCAAUAAGGCCAUUCGUGUCAUUCCUCCUUUGGAGCUGGGAGAUUUCCAGAAGGUUUCUGCAGUAAUUUUACAUUUGUUGAGGUUUCAUGGUCUCAGGAAAGCGCUUGUGCAGCUACACAUUCUGGAGUCCUCAGCACAGGAAGGACAUGGAGCUGCUGGAGUGACUCCAGAGGCCACGGAGAUGAUGCAAGCGCUGGAGCACCUUCCGCGCUGAAGACAGCCUGAGAGUUGGGGUUGUUGAGCCUGGAGAAGACUCCGAGGAGACCUCACAGCAGCUUCCAGUGCUGAAAGGGGCUCCAGGAAAGCUGGGGAGGGGCUCUGAAUCAGGGAGGGCAGGGAUAGGACGAGGGGGAAAGAUUUUCAGCUGAAAGAGGGGAGACUGAGAUGAGAUCUUAGGAAGAAAUGUUCUGCUGUGAGGGUGCAGAGGCCCUGGAACAGGUUGCCCAGAGCAGUGGUGGCUGCCCCAUCCCUGGAGGGGCUCAAGGCCAGGUUGGAUGGGGCUUGGAGCAACCUGAUCCAGCAGGAGGUGUCCCUGCCUGUGGCAGGAGGGUUGGAACUGGAUGGGCUUUAAGGUCCCUUCCAGCCCAAACCAUUCUAUGACUAUAUAGGCUGGCACAAAUGGAUUUGUUAUUUAAUUCCAGAGCAAUUCUGAAAUAGCAAUAUAAACUGAGUCUGCAAGACGAAGAUAAAUAAGUGAGCACGCUGGUGGCAAUGUGUGGCUAGACGUGGAUAACACCUUUGUAUACAGUACUCCCGCCUGUGGGAGACAGAGAUUAGAAAAACCAAGUCUUGGUUUCAUCUUCAUCCUUUUUUUCUGUCAUCAAACAGAUGCUAAAGGACCUCUCUCUGUCCGGUGACUGAGAAGCACUCAGAGCUCAGCAUCAAGCAAGCCUGGUCCCAGCCACACCUCUGCUGCUGUCACAUUUGCCAGCAAAAACAAACACAUCAUUUGUUUGGCUCCCUCAGAGAAUUUCUGCUUGAAAACUGCCCUGUCCCCUUGUUGCACGCAGGGUCACAGGCACUUGUUAUCUUAAUGGAUGUUUGGACUGACAAUUCUCAAAAACUAUAGAAAGAGCUCUAGGAAAAAAAAAAAAAAGCAACAAAAAAAAAAGAACAACAAAAAAAAAAACCCAAGUGCAGAUUUAAGCAGCUGAUAUUUUCAUGUUAUUUAAAGUGAACGUGGCACUGGUAAAAGAGCUGCAGCCACAGAGGCUGAAUGUAUCUCCCUAUCUAAAACGCGUGAGCAGAACAAGGUUUCCUAGUGGCUUCCCAUCCAGCAGCCCACGUUAAACCUUCCUACAAUCAGGACUCUGGCAUGUGAAAUCCUGCAGGAGCACAGAACAGAGAGCAGAACGUGGUCAGACGGCAAGUAAGAACAAAGUGCCAUGAUUUUCCCCUCAAAGCCACAUCCACUGGACCACAGUGACCUAUCAAGUGAUCUGUCCUGACUGAAAUUUUUGAAGGAUGCCAGCGACAUCCCACCUUCCUCUCUGUUCAGCAUUUCCUGUCAAGAGCGACAGCCAAAAUAUCCAGCUUGAGUGGAGCAGAGAGACUCUGCUGCAAAGAGCUGAGAGCUGUCAGCAUCAUACAGAUGACUUUUCAUAUACACAGGUUGAGGCCAAGCAUACUGCCAAUCUCUCUUCCUCAAAGGGCAGGGAAAGGCCAGUAUUCCAGUUCCCACAGUUAACGUUCGUUCAAAUUUACCGUCUUUCUGUUUAUGAGGCUUCAUGUCCUCUGCAAGAUUAUUCAAAUCCCAAAUACUAAAGAUCUGCCCACUAUCCAAAUAAAUGUCUCCUCCAUUGUUCUUAAAAUUGCUCUGCUGAAUCCAAGGAUAAACUACGUGUCGUGUAAAAGAGUAUUUUGCUUUGCCAGGCUUUAAUGUCUUGAAAAUCCACAGCAUUGAAGAGAGGAAAGAUUACGCUAGGAAUAUUUCUUGCUUCAUCAGACUCAGCAAAUGGAUUUCACGAAGCUUCUUCAGUCUUUCUUGCUAAAUUCCCCUGCCUGACUUUUUCAGCCUUCUGAAAGGUCACAGUUACAGACUGCAGCAUGGCACACCAGCUGAAAUCAGUUAAAAAAUAUCUUAUUGCUCUCUUGAAGUGGAAGUUGCUUAGUUCUAGGCAUGCCUGUUGGCCUCAUGUUAACUAAUGCUCAUGUCUCAAUAGGUUUUAAUUAGGAACUUCAUUCUAAAAUAAAACUACUGAGGCAUAAUAUGACUCAGUGAUUUGCUCAAGGAUGAUUUCAGCUGUCCCAUGUUGAACCCCUGCUCGGUAAUUAACUCUGUGUCCUACUCAAAGGUACCUUUAACCUCUUUCCUGUCUUAAUAUUAUUUAGAUAAGCAAAACCACGCCAAAAAACAACCCAGUGGGACAGGCUGUAGAGACCGUUUAUUUCUGAAUGAUUGCUUCCAACAGCAGAGCCAAAGAGGACAGUCAUUUGGUCUUCAAGAUGUUGCACUAAGCUCCAGGCCUAUCUGGGACCUGCACUGCAGUGUCAUUAUUUGCCAGAAGGCAAAGGUUUCAUAACAGCUCACAAGAGACCUGCUAUGGUUAUGCAGCUUUGUGUCUCUACUCUGUUUGCUGCAUUACUCAUACCCACAUCAUCACCUCUCCAUCUUUUUGCCUUUAAGUCUCACUAGCUUAUCAGCCCUUGUUUCCCAAGAAGCCCAAAAGCACUUUCUAUGAAUGAAUCUCUCCAAUAUUCAUUGUUUCUCGCCUAAUUAUAAUGAGACUCACAGGGAGAAGGUCAGACAGUCUGUCUUUUCCUAUCAGUACACAUAAGUACAUUAAACCUUCUCCAUCUGUAAAAGGGCACUAAUCCAUAAGCAUAAUCAACUUUUUGAAGGUAUUCCCAAACAGAUUGCUUAAUACAUGACAGUAUUAUGAAAAUCCAAGGCGCUACAGAGAAAGCUUGUGGUGCAUUAAAAUAGAGAUCUUCCACCCAGCUUGAUAAAGUUAAUGGAAUCACUUCUUUCCCAGGAGGAGAUUAAGCAUUUGUACUAGGGAUUCGAAUAAAAUGUCAUGCCUUCUAUGCAGAGCAUGCUGCAUAUUUCUCAUACUGACAGAGAAGGAGAAAAAUAGCAAGCGUGAGCUAAGGGGAAAUGAGAGGAGAGCUAUGCAUUGCAGGCAACAACCAUGUAAGAAAUAACACAUCUCUUAGUUCCACAACAUGUUCAAAGACCCAUUAAUAGUUAACGAAGAUUACUGUCAUACUGAGCUCUAUCCCAGGGGUGAAAGAUCCUCUCUUUUGCCAUCCUGAUAACAUUAAGAUCACUUUCAGAGUCAAAAAUGUCCAAGUGUUAGCACUGUAAAGUAGAAAUGAUUUUCCAGUACCCAUUGCCUCAGACUGAAUGACAAGACCUUCCUGCAUUGAGCAUUGAUCCCACUUUCUAUGAUUUGCAAAAACUUGAUCCUUGCAAACCAUUUUCUGAAGUAAGAAUACACAAAUCCAGCCACCAUUUCAGCACUUUUCCACUUAAAAAGCAAUUCCACUCAGCUAACGAUCACAGCAUCAUUGUUCCAUGAUACACCCUCUGCUGAAUAUCGCCCAGUGCUCAGUUCUACUUACUGACGUUACGACUGUGGGAAUUAUAUGCAAGCUGGUUUGGGGUUUUUUUUUGCUUUGCCGGUCUCUGGUUGCAAAAAUGUUUUAUUUUUCUUCUGUCUGCUGCAGCAUUUUGCCUGCAUGUUGUACGAGUUUGGCUGCCAGUGGUUUUUUUAAAGAUGUUUCUUGAAAUGGGCACUGCAUUUUCUGAACUGCUGUUCUAACGUCAUUGAAUUUUCUACGUGCUGUUUUUAAAGGCCCGUUGGUUAUCACGUAAUGUUUGAACUGUCAUGCUGGUCAUUUUCUUGAACAAAAUUGAAUGUAUAUGAAAUAUUCCUGGGUGAACAAAUAAAUUAUUGGGGGGAACAUGCACUUUGUGACAUGUGAGCUACAACUCCCUUUGCUUGGCUGUGUUUUUUCCCCAAAAAGUAUUUCUAGAAAUGUGAAAAAGUAGUGUAACCAGCAGGGUGAGGGAGGGGGUUCUGCCCCUCUGCUCCGCUCUGUGAGACCCCACCUGGAGCCCUGUGUCCAGUUCUGGAGUUCUCAGCACAGGAAGGACAUGGAGCUAUUGGAGUGACUCCAGAGGAGGCCACAGAGAUGAUUCGAGGGCUGGAGCACCUCCCGUAUGACGAGAGGCUGAGAAAGUUGUGGUUGUUCAGCCUG